GCGGCCGCGCGCCCCGGGGCCUUUGUGCGCGGCGGGGCCGGCGGCCGGUGGGCGCGGAGGAAGAGGAGGAGGAGGAAGUGGCGCGGGAGGAGGGGCGCGGGGAGGAGCGCGGGCGCGCCGGGCGCCCCGAGCCGCCGCAUGCGAGUCACGUCCGCCCCCGCGGCCGCCGAGACGCCGAGCGCCGAGCGAGGAUGCAAGAUGGCUGCCCGCUAGGCCGCGCCGGCCGGACCCAGGCCCAGGUGCUGGAAAGAGAAAAUGCCAUAAAGGAUUCUUUUAAAGUAUGAGGCCCGCGGUUCCCGCUGCAGCCCCGCAGCACUGUGGCGUCUCCCGGCGGCCUCGGAAGCGGUGUGCUCGGAAACAGGAGCGUCUCGGCGGCCGGCGGCCGGCCAUGGGUCGGGAGGAGCGGUGAGCGCGGCCAGCUGAUUCCUCCCGCGGGCAGCCUUGUGGAUGGCCCCGAAGCCAGCCCGAUGGAGCCGGACAGAAGCAGCCAGGCAGAGGGGAGCAGACUGAGCCCGUUCCUCGCGCCGUCGCCCCCGCCGAGGAAGCUCCAGAAUGGAAGCCCGUUCCCAGAGGUCAACGGAGACAGCAGGUGGCAGCUGGGCGGCCACUACGGGGCGGCCCCUAUGAAGGGGGCCCAGCAGAGCCGCCUGAGCCCAGAGCUGCCGCCCGCGGGCCCCGGGCACCCCCGGGGCCUGCAGAACGGAGGGAUAAAGCGCGCCGUGAGCGAGCCUCUGCUCUCCGGGCUCCACCAGAACAAGAAGCCCAAACCAGACCAAACGGCCAACGGAGAAAGGCCGGUCCCCGGGGAGAGCCCGGACCAAGACCCAGGUGCACGCGGGGACCGGCCCGAUGGCCCCGGCCUGAGUGACGGGAGACAGGCCUCGAGCUGGGCCGCCCAGGAACACGCAGCUCAAGAUUCCACGGGCGUCUCCCCGCGCGACUGCGGCCUGGACGUCGCCGAGCUGCAGGUCCCGCAGCGGCAGCAGGAGGAGGACGCCGAGGGCCCGGCCGAGGACUUGGCAUCGCUCCUGCCCGGCGCGGCCGCGCCCGUGCCCAAUGGUGCUCCCGCCCCCGCGUGCCCCGCGGGGCGCUCUCACGGUGCGCGCCCAGAGCCGGCGCCGAGACCCCCGGCGUCCCCCUCGGCCUGUGAGCCCCCUCCCACGCCGCAUACCUCAGGGCAGACUCACGCCCCCCAGCCCGCCCCGCUGGGGCAGCCCCCCGAGCCAGCCGCGGCUGCGCCUGGUGCCGGUGCCCGGAACCCCCCCGCCAUGCCCGGUGCGGGUUCCCUGGAGAGACCAGAGCAGCCGCCCAGCCUCGAACUCCGCCCCGCCGCCCGCGGCGCCCACCCGGGCACCGCCCACCUCCUCGUGCCCGGCGGGGCCGCCUGCCCAGGGCCCAGCCGCGGCGACCCGCCGCCCCCGGGAGCCGGCCCCGCGCCGGGUCUCCAGCCAAACGCAACGAAUGGUGCUUACUCGGAGCAAAGCCCGGUGUUCUCCGACGACUCCGUCGCCGUGCCCGGCGCGCCCCCCCAGCCGCGCGCGCCCCCGCCCCCGCCCCCAGCCCCGCUGCUGCCCGGGCCGGGUGCGGUCAGUGAUGAUGCAGCCAGGGCCGGUCACCACCCCGGCCCGGAGCCCCCGGGCCCGGCCCCUGCCCCCCACACGGGGCUUCUGGAAAGGCCGCCCGGUGCCCGCGCCGACGGGGACGACGCGCCCCCUUCGCUGUGCCCCGCGCAGCAGCUCCCGCAGCCGCGCCCGGCCGCCCAGGCCGCGCCCCCGCCGCCCUACUUGAAGCCUGGCUGGAUCGACCUGACGGCCCCCCGCGCCCACCCCGCAGAUGGCCAGCCGCGGUGGGAGGCGGCGGCCCUGCGGCCCGGCCUGCAGUACCAGCCCGGCCCCUCCCCGCAGUGCCCCGGGAAUGCCCCCGGGAUCGCCUCCGGGCCUGCGGCACUGCCAGAGUGCCGGGCGCAGAGGGGCGCGGCCGAGGCCAGCCCGGGACCCCCUGCGCACCUCCUGGCCCCCAGGGCCCCCGCCCAGGGCUACUUCCCCCGCACGGCGCCCUCGGCCCCCGCGCCCUUCCAGCACCAGCCUCCCCCGCCGCCCCGCGCCCCGCACGCGCUCCCCCAGAGACCGCCCCUGCCGAAGGACGAACCGGUGCCCGUACCGUGCCUGCGGCCCCCGGACCCGCACGGCGUCCCGAGGCCCGUCCAGGGGGACGCGCGCGACGCGGCUUCCGACUCCACGUGCGGCGAGUUGCGCGCGGCGCUGGCCCAGCGCGGCCCCGAGCAGGCCCAGGAUAACGGCCUCUACCCCUACGGGCCGUUCGCCAGAGCCAACACCAACACCAACGCCGGCGCGGGGCCGGGGCCGCGGGCCAACAGCGCGCGUCCACUCCCGGAGCAGCAGCUGCCCAGCCUCGGCGCCGCGCUCUUGGCGGGAAACCAGCUCCCGAGCGCGCCCCGCGCGCAGUACUUCCCGAAUCACGCGACCUCAAAGCCAGAUGUUCUUCACAGGUGCUUUCCCGACCCGGAGCAGAAGCCGCCGCCGGCUUCUGUCCUCCAGGCCGCUCCGCGGAACCCCGACGCGCCCGGCCCGCCGGCCCCGGGCCACGCGCAGCCCAGGCUCGCGCUGCAGAACCCGGCCGGGGGCGCCCCGCACGCCCCGCCCCUCAAGGACUUGCAGAAGCUCGCGGCGCUGCGGUGGCACCUCCUGCAGAAGCAAGAGCAGCAGCAGAGCCGGCAGGCCCACGGCGAGCCGCGACCCAUCAAGGUGGAGCCGGGCACCAAGGCCCCGGCCUGCAGGUGCCCCGCGUCUGCGCAGCCAGAAAACAAAGUGUAUAAGAAGCCCCCCCAGCCGGAGGCGGCCCCCGCGGGCGACAGCGCGCAGCCCCGGAGCAUCCUGGAGACCAUGGAGCAGCGCCUGAAGCAGUUUCAGGCCAAGUCCCCGUUUGACCCCAAGACGCUGGCGCUGAAGUCCCAGAAGCCCAUCAAAGUGGAAGCGCCAGGGCCGCUCUCGGCCUUCCCCAGGCAGACCGCGCCCGAGUGUGACGGCCACAGCCCCGCGCUCGAGCACCCCGCCGCCCCUUCGGCCGAAAGAACACCCACCAAGCGAACGGCUGGCCCUGUCCUCAACGCUUUCCUAGAGUCACCUUCCAAAUUGCUAGACACGCCUAUAAAAAAUUUACUGGACACACCCAUCAAGACGCAGUAUGACUUCCCGUCUUGCAGAUGCGUAGAGCAAAUUAUUGAAAAAGAUGAAGGUCCUUUUUAUACCCAUCUAGGAGCAGGUCCUAAUGUGGCAGCUAUUAGAGAAAUCAUGGAAGAAAGGUUUGGCCAGAAGGGUAAAGCUAUUAGGAUCGAGAAAGUCGUCUAUACUGGUAAAGAAGGCAAAAGCUCGCAGGGGUGUCCAGUGGCUAAAUGGGUGAUCCGCAGAAGCUCCAGCGAGGAGCAGCUGCUGUGCCUGGUGCGGGAGCGAGCCGGCCACUCGUGCGACGCGGCGGUGAUCAUCGUGCUCAUCCUGGUGUGGGAAGGCAUCCCGCGGGCACUGGCCGACCGCCUGUACACGGAGCUCACCGAGUCGCUGGCCCAGCACGGCGCACACACCAACCGCCGCUGCGCGCUCAACGAGGAGAGGACGUGCGCCUGCCAAGGGCUGGACCCCGGGACGUGUGGCGCCUCCUUCUCCUUCGGCUGCUCCUGGAGCAUGUACUACAAUGGAUGUAAGUUUGCCAGAAGCAAGAUCCCAAGAAAAUUUAAGCUGCUUGGGGAUGACCCAAAAGAGGAGGAGAGGCUGGAGUCUCACUUACAGAAUCUGUCCACGCUCCUGGCUCCCAUUUAUAAGAAACUUGCACCUGAUGCCUAUAAUAACCAGAUUGAGCACGAGAACCGCGCCCUGGAGUGCCGGCUGGGUCUGAAGGAAGGCCGCCCGUUCUCGGGGGUCACUGCGUGCCUGGACUUCUGUGCCCAUGCCCACAGAGACCUGCACAACAUGCAGAACGGCAGCACGCUGGUGUGCACCCUGACCCGAGAGGACAACCGGGACGUCGGGGGCCGGCCCGGCGACGAGCAGCUGCACGUGCUGCCCCUGUACAAGAUCUCGGAGGUGGACGAGUUCGGCAGCGCGGAGGCGCAGGCGGAGAAGCAGCGCAGCGGGGCCAUCCAGGUGCUCAGCGCCUUCCGGCGCAAGGUCCGCAGGCUGGCCGAGCCCGUCAAGACGUGCCGCCAGAGGAAGCUGGAGGCCCGGAGGGCCGCGGCCGAGAAGCUGUCGGCCCUGGAGAGCGGCGCGAGAGCCAGCGACAGGGACAAGGCGGCCACUGCCCGGGCCAAGGCCGGCGAGAGCGUGGGCCAGGCCAAGCAGCUGGCAGAACUGCUGCGGCUCCCAGGACCCGGCGCGCCGCACCCCGCGCAGCCCGCACAGCCCGAGGUCGCCUCCUACUCCAACGUGUACCUGCGACGGCCGCCCCCGGCCGGCCCCUACCCGGGCGCGCCGCCCGCCUCGGACCCCGGCCACCUCUACCCCGGCGCCGGCCCCGCGGCGGGCUCCUACUUGAACGCUUCCGGCCCGCUGAGCCCCUACGCGGGGCUCCUGCAGCCCGGCCCCCAGUACCCCGCCUUCCCGUGCAACGGGGGCCUCCCAGGCGACGCCUGCGGGCCCUACGCCGGCACCUACUCGCCCCCCGCGCCGCCCGCCGAGCUCUACGGCUACCCCGGCCAGGACCCGCUGCCCAAGCUGCACCUGCCGUCCAUCCACACGCUGUACCAGGCGCGCCUGGCGGGCGCCCGCGGCUUCCUGGGCUGCCCUGCGCCCGCCUUCCCCGCGCCCGCCGACGCGCCCCCGCCGCCCCAGCCCGCGCCCGCGCCCGACACGAAGGCCGAGGACGCCGACGUGUGGUCCGACAGCGAGCAGUGCUUCCUGGACGGCGACAUCGGCGGCGUGGCCGUGGCGCCCGCGCACGGCUCCAUCCUCAUCGAGUGCGCCAAGCGCGAGCUGCACGCCACCACGCCGCUGCGCGAGCCCAACCGCCAGCGGCCCACGCGCGUCUCGCUCGUCUUCUACCAGCACAAGAGCAUGAACGAGCCCAAGCACGGGCUGGCGCUGUGGGAGGCGAAGAUGGCCGAGAAGGCGCGCGAGAAGGAGGACGAGGCGGCGGGCGCCGAGCCGGGCCGCGCGCACGGCCGCAGGGCGCGCCGGGAGCCCCCCGACGGCCACGACCCCGCGCCGCCCGCCUACCUCCGCUUCGUGCAGGCGCUGGCCGCGCGCACGCUGGCCGCCACCACCGACUCCACCGUCACCACGGCGCCCUACGCCUUCACGCGCGUCACCGGGCCCUACAGCAGCUACAUCUGAGCCGGGGCUCCUCCCGAAUGGUGCUACGAAAUCACGGUGUCUUGACAGUCCGACUCAAUGCCUUUCUCCCUCCCGAUGCUGUUCGUGUGCUCGACGGGGCGCGCCCCAGGCCCGCCUCCAACCAAGUGGGCGUCAUCGCCAGGCCCUGCAGUGCGCGCCAUCGCCGGUUCCUGCAGUGCGCGCCAUCGCCAGUUCCUGCAGUGCGCGCCAUCGCCGGUUCCUGCAGUGCGUGCCAUCGCCGGUUCCUGCAGUGCGCGCCAUCGCCAGUUCCUGCAGUGCGCGCCAUCGCCGGUUCCUGCAGUGCGCGCCAUCGCCAGGUCCUUCAGUGCGCGCCAUCGCCAGGUCCUUCAGUGCGCGCCAUCGCCAGGUCCUGCAGUGCGCGUCAUCGCUAGGUCCUGCAGUGCGCGCCAUUGCCAGGUCCUGCAGUGCGCGCCAUCGCCAGGUCCUGCAGUGCUCGCCAUCGCCGGUUCCUGCAGUGCGCGCCAUUGCCCAUCCUUGCAGUGUACGUCAUUGCUAGUCCCUGCAGUGUGCAUCAUUGCGGGUCCUUGCAGUGUGCAUCACUGCCCGUCCCUGCACACGCCGAGUGCUGCAUGCGUGCGCGCCUCGGACAGAGAUUUCACAUGGUGUCUACAAGCACUUUGUCUACCUAAGCUUGGACAACUUGAACAACGCUAAGGUACUGAGACGUUUAAAAAAGAAAGUUUACUUUCCUUUUAGAAUGCAAAGUCAGUUUUUUUUUGUUUUGUUUUGUUUUUGUUUUAAGGAAACAAGGAAAGCUUUUAAAUGAUUUUUGCUUUUAGCCAUGCAUCACGGAUGAGCAAUGUGACCGUUUUUUUUCGCGCGGCGAGUCCGGCAUGGGGGCUUGCUGGGUCGAAGGGAGUCAUUCGCUCACCAAACAUGUUUUCUGGUGCUCAUCUCACAUGUUAUACUGUAAAACAGUUUUAUACAAAACCGUAGGACACGUUCAUUGCUCAGAUGCAGAGUCUGCGGACGGCAGGUCACAGCUGGCCGCGUGGGAAGCUGGGCCGCGCCUGCGGGCAGGCCAGCUGCUCCCCGCAGCCCCGACCUCUGCUGUCGUCCUAGCUGAAGUGCCCCGCCGAGGGGCGCCGAGCAGACUGGUGCCUGCAGAUGAACAAACAGGGUGCGUUCAAGACUAGGAAAACGGGCAGCUGGUUUGCUAUGAUGGUUUUAAAUCAUUGAUUUGUAUAAAGACGUGAAAGAGAUGUAUAGUAAAUAAAUUAAAUUGUAAACAAAACUUUUUUAACGCAACGCUUUAGUAUUUUAGUACUGUAAAAAGAAUUUAAAUAUAUACAUAUAUAUGGAUUUGAAGCAGAAUUCACAUCAUGAUGGUGCUACUUGGCCUGCUACAAAUAUAUCAUAAUGUGAGCUAAGGGUUCAUACAGGUUUGAGUGACUCUCCUACCUGCCAUAUACCUCAACACUAGCUUGGCAGUAGGGUUGGGAACCACGCGUGAGCUGCUGGCAUUGUGUACCAUCAUGUUUUUAUCAAGUCUCUCUUUUUUUUUUAAUUAUCAAGAAAGCAUACCUUUUUCAAUACUUGAUUUCUUAGCAAGUAUAACUUGAACUUCAACCUUUUUGUUCUAAAAAUUCAGGGAUAUUCCAGCUCCUGUUCUCCUUACGCCAAGAUGUCACCUGUGUUCGUGUAAAAUUGUUGUCGUUUAACAAAUUCUUUUUCAGGGAUUUUACCCUUUUAAUUUGAAUUCCCCCCCCCCUUCUCUUCUUCUACCUGUGCCCCAUGUUACUAACCUGAAACUAAUUUUGCAAGUCUGUUGGCCUUUUGUAUUGUAAAAAGUAUUUUGAAAUUCUGGGGAAAUGUUUUGAUGAGCAAGGGGGGUUGAAAUGCAAACAGAGUGCAGGAGUUGGUCCAGAGGGAACCCACUGCAGGGGCUGGGUGUGUGGCCCGCCCCUGCGUGCCAGCUCCGUAGAGACAUUCUGGCCCCCGCGGCCAGUAGGGCACAGACCCCCGGCUGGGGUGUUCAGGCUCCAUCCCCUGUCGGCCGGGCGUCACACAGAAACAUAUCAAAUAAAUUAUCAGAGGAAGCCCCCCCACGCCCCUUUUUAAAAAUCAGUAAAACCUUUAAUUGAUUGGAUCUUUUAACCUGGCUUUUAUCUCUUGAAGAAAUUUUUCCUGGGUUUUGGCUGAUUCAGUUUCCGACGCUGUCUGUGCCCAGACCCAGGAUUCUGAUCCUUGCCGUGUCCCCGAGACUGAGCCUGAUUGGCUGGUUAGCACGUGCCACUGGCCGGUGUGGAGACAGCUGCCCCCUAUGAUAUUCGGUUGCUUUGUCAUCUACUGUCACUUGUCAAACUGCUGGCCGCCAAGGGCGGGAAGUGGGGCCGGGGGUGCAGGGAGAGGCCAGCGGAGGGGCUGAGCUUGGUGGCAGGUCAGCGGCGUCACUGGCUCCAAGUGCUCGUGUGUGGUGGCGACUUUACUUGAAUGAGUUUUUCACGUGAUUGACACACAGUGGCUGGCUCAUGUAGGAAGCUGUCGCAGUUUGACACUAAGAUAACGAACUCUGCAUUUUUUUCUAUGCUUUUUUAAAACUUAGCUUCAUUUUAUUUUUCAUGAGAUGUUUGUUCUAUAAAAGCGAAUGAUGGCUAUAAAUACUGUAAGUAUUGUAAUGUUAUGAAUGCAGGUUAUUUGAAAGCGUUUAUUAUUAUAUCAUUCCUGAUAACGCUAUGUGAGUGUUUUUAAUAAAAUUUAUAUUUAUUUAAUGCA
Sorex araneus (European shrew) is the source of this 8078-nucleotide messenger RNA. It is a transcript of the gene TET2, whose product is annotated as tet methylcytosine dioxygenase 2. Gene Ontology annotation, biological process: myeloid cell differentiation; positive regulation of transcription by RNA polymerase II; oxidative demethylation. Gene Ontology annotation, molecular function: DNA 5-methylcytosine dioxygenase activity. The transcript is spliced from 12 exons. Gene Ontology annotation, cellular component: nucleus. NCBI's taxonomy places the organism in Eukaryota, Metazoa, Chordata, Mammalia, Eulipotyphla, Soricidae. Bases 468 to 5342 code for a protein of 1624 amino acids. The record is from RefSeq and is a predicted model, not a curated record.